AUGGCGAAAGAGUAUCAGCUUCCCUUCCAACUGGAUGAUCCCAGUUUACUUCAAUUUGACUCCUUUGUGAAUAAUGAAUGGGUUGCUGCUCAAGAUGGAAAUCGAUUUGAAGUUCUCGAUCCUGGCACCGGCAAACCCUGGGCGAGCUGUCCAGCAAACACGGUCAAAGAUGUUCCAGCUACGGUAGAAGCCGCUCAUGCCGCGUUUGAGAAAUUCAAGAAAGUGAACCCUCGUACCCGAGCACAAUUGCUCAUGAAAUGGGAUGGACUCAUUCGUGAAGCACGCUCCGAUCUGGCCAAAAUCCUGACUCACGAGACUGGCAAGCCAAUCACAGAAUCUUUGGGUGAGAUUGACUACGCCCUAGGAUUCACCUGGUGGUUUGCCGGAGAAGCAGAGCGGAUCCAUGGCAGCAUAGCAGUGCCCGCUGCUCCAAACCGAAGAGUCUUCACCAUAAAGCAGCCAAUUGGCGUUGCGGUCGCUCUAGUGCCAUGGAACUUUCCGAUUGCUAUGAUUCUUCGAAAAGCUGGCGCUGCUUUUGCUGCUGGAUGCACUAUGAUUGCGAAACCCAGUCCGGAGACUCCUAUUACGACGCUUGUGCUUGCACUACUUGCUAAAAGGGCAGGCUAUCCACCCGGCAUAUUCAAUGUGCUGACGACGGACCUGGAAAAUACCCCUGCUCUCAGUGAGACUCUAUGUAAACAUCCCCAAGUUAAAAAGGUAACCUUUACAGGCUCCACCCGUGUUGGGAAGCUGGUUGCUGCACACUGUGCAGAGGGCUUGAAGAAAGUAACCCUCGAGCUUGGAGGAAACUGCCCGUUCAUUGUCUUUGAUGACGCUGAUUUAGAUCAAGCCCUCGCCCAGUUAAUGGCACUCAAGUGGCGUCAUGCUGGACAGGCAUGCAUCACAGCGAACAGGAUCUAUGUUCAAAGUGGGGUGUAUGAAAAGUUCGCCCAAAUGUUCAAAGAACGAACAUCGACAUUGGUAGUUGGCCAUGGGGCAAAAGAUGAAACUACUAUGGGACCAGUCACCACACCCCGGAGUCUCGACAAGGCGCUGAGCCAAGUGGAAGAUGCUAAAAAGCUGGGUGGGAAUAUCAUACUGGGUGGUAAACCAAUGACUGACCGUGGCGGUUAUUUCUUUGAGCCGACUAUCAUCACCGAUAUGAAGCCGGAGAUGCUGAUUUCUCGAGAAGAGACUUUUGCUCCAAUUGCAGCAUUGUACAAAUUCGACACUGAGGACGAGGUGGUGAAACUAGCCAAUGAUACGAGUAUGGGACUUGCCAGCUAUGCUUUCACCAAGAACGUUGAUCGGAUAUGGAGGAUGCUGGAGAAUUUAGAGGCAGGGAUGAUUGGUCUGAAUACAGGAAAUUCGUCAGCUGCAGAAUCGCCAUUCGGUGGUAUAAAGGAGUCAGGAUAUGGCAAGGAGAGCGGGAAGGAUGUCGCUGUUGCCGAGUACAUGAUCACCAAGACCGGGACCCUUACCAUCGACGGACAAUACUAG
Arthroderma uncinatum is the source of this 1500-nucleotide messenger RNA. Its product is annotated as succinate-semialdehyde dehydrogenase. The record is from RefSeq and is a predicted model, not a curated record. The transcript is spliced from 4 exons. Bases 1 to 1500 code for a protein of 499 amino acids. Gene Ontology annotation, molecular function: succinate-semialdehyde dehydrogenase (NAD+) activity. Lineage: Eukaryota; Fungi; Ascomycota; Eurotiomycetes; Onygenales; Arthrodermataceae.